Molecule: messenger RNA, 1800 nt
Organism: Clonostachys rhizophaga
Lineage: Eukaryota; Fungi; Ascomycota; Sordariomycetes; Hypocreales; Bionectriaceae
Source: the annotation of a GenBank genome assembly
AUGGAUCCAAUCGCCGUGUUCGCGAUCCUCGAGAACUGCUACAAAUACGGGGAGUGGAUUGUCGUAUUCUGUGAAUCGUGCAAACAUGCAGAUGAAGAGCUCGCCGACAGGGCGCGGAAGGUGGAGAGCGUCUGGAUCAGGAUGAAGGAGCAGGCCCAGUUCAUGGAGCGCAUCGAGCCCGUGAUGAAGCCCGAGCUAAGGUAUGACUUCAAGGAGAGCCUGAAGGUCCUGGAGAGGAAGUUGUCCGUCGCCAAUGCCAACAUCCAGGCCGUGCAGCAGCACGAGAUCGCCCUGGGCCCGGGUGGCAAGAAGAAGAUCUUCCAGUUCCAGCGGUGGGCCAGGAAGGGCAAGUUCGCCUGGGAGAAGGAGACUUUGGACGAGAUCAUCACGGAUCUAGAUGAUUGGCGCGACCGUUUCGACCCGACGUGGUAUUUAACGAUGCUGAAUGCGAAUCCCAAAAUCGACGAGGAGUUGCGCAAGGCUGGCCUACAAGCCAGCCACCAAGCUCACCAUGCCCGCAGUGCCUCCAGAGGGAUUGACUCGAGAGAUGGCUCGUUCCCGCCGUCGCCUACUCGGACACCGCCGCCCAGCUACUCAUCGGAAACUCCCUCCCCUCGGGGUUUGCAGAGGAACCUGAGCUGGGACGUGCCGACCCCGUUGGCGCUGGCUGGCGGUAUUCGAGAAGCCGUACGCCCCAAGGACAGCACCAACGCCUCGGUGUUUCUCGCCGAGAGAGAAAUGGAAACGCUAUCUAUUCCAUACAGUUCAGCAAAGCUCGCCAAAUUCCCCACGUCGAGGAGCGGUAUGUCAAUGAUUCUGGUCAAGGUCGACAUUUCCAACGGUGUGAGCAAGGCCGACAAGACCGAGGACGUGCGGGACCUGGCCCGCAGGUUGAAGAACGCCAACCCGUACGCCUUUGGUCUGCUCAAGUGCACGGGUGCGAUCAAGAUAUUCCACAGAUCGCCCGAGAGGCGGGAGAAGUGGCUUACGGGGAUCGACAUCGUCUUCGAGACCCCCAAGAACACGGAUGCUCGCCAAAUGCACAGUCUCCGAGAGCUUCUGGUCAAGGCGAACCAGGCAGGCGAGGAGCUGACCUUGACGCGGCGUGUGCAGGUCGCAAAGGAGUUGACGCAGGCCGUCAACUACGUCCAUACCUUUGACUUUGUGCACAAGAACAUCUGCCCGGAAUCCGUGCUCGUUGUUGAUAACGACGAUGCCUUGACCUCGAGACGCCGAAGGUCUACCUUCCUCGUCGGUUUUGAGUGUUUCCGAUCCUCGGAUGGCAACACUGUCAUGAGGAGCGACACGGCAUGGGAGCGGAACAUUUACCGCCACCCCUCGCGCCAGGGGUUCAACGUCACAGAGAAGUACAGAAUGCAGCACGACAUCUACAGCUUGGGAGUCUGCCUGUUCGAGAUUGGGCUGUGCGAGUCCCUCCUGACAUUCGCCGACGUCCAGGGACCGCUGAAGCCCGAGUUUGGCCCCAUCAUCCAGGAGUUCCUGGCAUGGUACACCAAGAGCACCGGCAGGGAGCUUUCCAACGCCUACCAGUUCCACACCGCCGGCCCCAAGUUCAAGGAGUUCCUGGUCCAGUACGCCAAGACGCGGCUCCCCAAGAAGAUGGGCGAGAGAUACACGCAGGUCGUCCUGUCGUGCCUCACCUGCCUGGACGAAGGCAACGACAGCUUUGGGGACCUGGCAGGUGACGACGAGGAGUAUGAUGACGAGGAGGAUGGGUCUACCAUCGGCUUCCGCUUCAUCAAGCAGAUUCUUACCAAGCUGAAUGAAAUCAAGCUGUAG